Messenger RNA from Pomacea canaliculata, 4811 nucleotides. RefSeq names its product major facilitator superfamily domain-containing protein 1-like. Gene Ontology annotation, biological process: transmembrane transport. Gene Ontology annotation, molecular function: transmembrane transporter activity. NCBI's taxonomy places the organism in Eukaryota, Metazoa, Mollusca, Gastropoda, Architaenioglossa, Ampullariidae. The record is from RefSeq and is a predicted model, not a curated record.
AAACUAAGACAUUAAUCAAAGAAGAUGCAGGGUAUAGUUUGUUUGUUUGGGUUUUUUGGGGGGUCACACUGAAUGAAAAUCUUGAAUGUGAUUUAUAUGAUUAUAAUAAUUGAUCUGAAUAUUACUUAAUUCUUGUGAUUGCAAUAAUGUAGUGAAUCAUUUUUCAGUGAGUUCUGUUUUUUUGUUAAGUGUUGCUUUGUUGUUUAAGACUGAAAACAGCAUGUGUUGUGAUACUACCACUGUGUACUCAUAUACAAGUUGUGUGUGUUUUCAUGGCUUCACUCACCCCCUCUUUUUUUCAUAAUGUGCGAGUGUGAAUGUCAUUGACUAUCAGUAUGAAGUUUGCCAACUCCACCUGGAAACCCCACCCUGCAAAACAACCCCUGCUACAGAAACUGCAACUGCACUAACACAACGAGAGCCUGGAUGGGAAUUUCCCUCUUUAGAAGUGCCUAUGACACGUACGUGUUGGUGAAAGCCUUUGGGAAGUCAGCUCCCUGACCCAUCUUCUCAUGGCCAAGGCAAAAACCAGGAUAAGGACCUGGAACACCAGAACCCUAUACAAGAGAGGGAAAUCAGCUCAGGUAGCCCAGGAAAUGAAGAACUAUGGCUCAUCAAGCUUCUCUGCCUGUGCGAGACCAGGUGGAAUGGCAGUGGUCAGACCAACUUUCGUCAAGGGAGACUAUCAUUUUUGCAUCUACUCUUGGACAUGAAGACCAUGACCACACACAAGGAGUAGCAGUACUGAUGAUACUGGAGGCUGCAAGAGCACUAAAAGUAUGGGAGGCAGUUUCUCCAUGACUCAUGUCAGCUCGGUUCAACUUUAAAGGAAGUAAGAUCACGAUGAUUCAGUGCUAUGAACUUACCAAUGCAGCUGAAGAAGAGGAAAAGGAAGACUUUUACAACUCCCUACAAGUGCUGGUUGAUUAUACUCCAAAAUGAGACCUUAAGAUCAUAAUGGGCGACAUAAAUGCUUAAGUUAAAAAAAAAAACACCGACAAAGGACACAUGAUAGGAAAGCACAGUGUGGGCAAUUGCAGUGAGAAUGGUGGCUACCGCUUCCUGGUUCUGUUUUUCAACUGCAUGCUGACCUUUGGCUCAUAUUUCUGUUUUGACAUGCCCAGCGUCCUUCAAACAACUUUUACAGAUACAAACAACUGUACCACCAGCAACUUUACUUGCAAUAAUUGCACAGACUGUCUGGGAAUGUCACAAGAUGACUAUAAUCUACUUUAUGCCAUUUAUGCGUGGACGAAUGCAGCAGUUGUAAUAGCAGCUGGAUUUUUGAUUGACAAGAUGGGAAACAGAGUUGGAGCAUUUUUGUUCUCCUUCCUUUGUGUGCUGGGAUCAUCAACAUUUGCAGCUUCCCUAUUUUUCCGUGGCACAGCAGUCAUGUUCCCCCUGAUGCUGGUUGGACGUCUUCUUUUUGGCUCAGGAAAUGGGUCACUCACCAUUGUACAGAAUCGAAUCACAUCAUACUGGUUCAAGGAAAAAGAAUUGGCCAUGGCAUUUGGAAUAACUCUGUGCUUCUCUCGCUUAGGCAGUGUCCUAAACUUUUUCACACAGAGUUUUCAAGAAAAGUAUGGUCUGCUGGUAACACUUUGGGGUGGUGCCUUCCUAUGUCUUCUGGGUUUUAUCUCAGCCAUCCUUGUCAGCUUCUUAGACAAGUGGGGAGUGCAGCAACUUGGAGAUGAUGCCAGUCAAAAGAGCAACUCUAAAAAACUGAAAAUCACAGAUAUAAGACAUCUUUCCUUGCAGUUCUGGCUUGUAGCAUUCUCCAUCAUGUUUUUCUACAAUGGUGUCUUCCCAUUUAUGGCAGAUGCUAGCAAAUUUAUUCACGACAAAUAUGGUGAAAGGUACAGCCUAAAUGAGAAAACAUCAGCAUACAUCGCAGGAGCUGUCUAUGAUGUGUCUAUGAUUAUUUCUCCCUUCCUUGGUGGCAUGAUUGACAUCAUUGGAAAACGAGGCAUACUGGCUUUCCUUUGUGCUUUCCUGACAAUUCCGGUGUUUGGGCUCCUUGCUUUUAGUAUGGUUUAUCCUCUGGUAGCUACUUUCUGGCUUGGCGUCACCUACUCCUUUGCAGCAGCCAGCAUGUGGCCAACCAUCCCACUUGUUGUGACCCAGGCCACAGUGGGUACCGCUAUGGGAUUGACCACAUCAUUGCAAAUGAUUGGAAUCGGCAUCUCCAACCUAGUUGUUGGUCAGAUUCUGGGCAAGAAGGAUGACAAUACUACAUCAGCUGAUAAACAGAAGGAGCUUGAAAGAUGGAAAUUUGUCAUGAUUUCUUUGGCCAAUGUACUCUCCUGCAUGGCUGUAACCACAGUCCUUAACAUUGUUGACAAACGACGGGGUGGUUUAUUAAACAUCAGUAGGAAGCAGAAGCAGCAGCUGUUACAAGAAAGAGAACAGCUGAUCAAAGGUCUCCCAGAGUCCCAUGGAGAAUCAGAUGGGGAAGAAAAUGAUCCAUUGUUACCAGGCCGACGGCACAAAAUUAACUGAUCACAGUAGCUGAAUAAAGAAAUAAUGACUUUCUUACUUUCUAUCAUACAGGGGCUAUGGGGAGAGUCUUAAAAAAAUAUAAAAUUAUGUGUGCCUUUUGACCAAGGACUUUUUUAAAAGAUUACCUUGGGGUUGGUUUCUGUUUGUUGUUUACCAUUUCAUUUUUUUUUUAUGAGAAUGCUAAAGAUAGAUGUGAAGGGUUGGGAUACUUUUGUACACUGAAGAAAUUGUAACACUCACAAAAACAAAGGCACUGGUUUUUAUAUUGUUUUAUACACAUCAAUUUAUUAAGUGAAGGAUUUAAACAGUUACCAGUAUUGUUUGGGGCAUUUUGACACAAACUGCUGAGUUGAACCAUUUAUGAAGCUUAAGGAACAUUAUUCCAGAUUGUAUAUCACAUAACCUAUGACCCAUGUCCUCUUUAGCCCACGUGUGAUAAUUUGUGUUUAACUGAAAUCUGCUCUUUAAUAUUAUUUCACAUUCAUCACUAUACUUUAUUAAAAAACCUUCUGGUUUAUAACAGGUUAAUAGCAGUAAAAUGAUCUUAUAGCCUUACUCUGACUGUUACCUCUGAUAGUCACUACUGUGCAUUAUUUUCAGUGUUUUGCCUUAUUUCCCCAUCACUCCUUUCCCACUAUGUAAAUAUCAUUGAGUUGUAAGUAAUUUCAUGAUACAUAAUCAUCUCUAUGCACAAAUCAAUCACUCAUUGAUGCAGCCUACCCUCCUCUGUUGCAUUACCAUGAAAAAAUAUAGUGGAAAAUGCACACAGUUGUCCCCAGUUUGUUGCUGAUAAGGCUUCAGCCACAUUUAUAAGUGUACGUGUAAGGUGUGUCCUUAGUUAAGAACUUGGACUUGAAAAUUAUUUGCUGCUGCCUUUGUUCUUCUGGUCUCUGCUACCUUUUUAAGCAUUUAUAGAUGAUUUUGGACACUUUCAGUACUGUUUGCAGUACUAUUGCAGUCACUUUAUUUAGUUUCGAUCCACUACCCUGAUGCUGUGAUGUUUUUAGAAAAAUGAUGUGUAACUAGACCUGAUACAAUUCAUUUCCUUUCUGCUUAAAAUAGCAGACACCUGGUUGAAAAAGCUAGUCUUUUUUUAUCUUUUUAUCUUUUUUAAACAUUGUGUUCCACAUUAUAUAGUAUAGUUAAUACCAUUGUCUACAUGAGCAGAGUACAGAUUGAAGAGAUUGAAGCAAACCUUUCCAAAGAGGGCAGCUACAUAGCAAUGGCCAGGCUGAACAGGAUUGGGUGCAGUUUGCUAGCAACUACAGCUGUACAAGUCCUUCAUAGUUCCCAUCCUGCUGUUAUAUCUGAGACAAGGACUUUGCUUGCUGAUGUGGAUAAAAGAAUUAAGGCAUUUGAGACUACUCUGAAUUUCUUGAUAUAAAACUCAAGACUAAUAGGGCUUGCUGCCUGCAGCUCUACAGCUUUAAUGGCAAGCCUUGUCUGCUGUUACAUGUGGUCACAGAUUAGCUACAUCUUUAAGUUUUACUCAUUGGUUCUAUUGUCUCUCAUUCCAUUGCAGAAUAUUAAAUGGUCAGUGAUAAAGUCUUCAAUAAUCAGAUAAGUCUUUUUUUUUUGGUUGUUUAAAAGUGUACCUGGAUUUCUUGCAGUCAUUUCUCAUGUGUAUUCUGAGAAAUUCAUGCUGUUUGGGGGGGGGGUAUUUUUUUUAGGUUAAAUGGUAAGUCCUUUAGUUUAGAGACAGUGGACUGUAAGAGGUUCAUCUAACUAAAGCAUGGGGAAUGUGGAGCCCAAUCGUUUGGCCUUUUCAUUGCUGCUGAGAGGACAGAGAUUUUUUUUUUCUGUCAUUGACCAAGGACUCAAACCUACAUUUUAGACUAAGUUUUGCACAGUUAGUCUCUUUUAAUUGUUUUCAAUAUGCAUUUGAAAGGGCUGAUAUUUAAUCAUGAGAUUUUAUGCUUAGUCAUAGCACAAUUUACAAUAAAAAUCUGAAGCAAAAUUAGUUAUUCUGCAAAUUUGUAACUGUAGCACGUUGUAAGAUAAUUACUGUUUAAUUUUUGACAUCUUUGAUAGGACAAGUUCACUCGAAGCACAGGCCAGAAUUUUUGAUUUUAUGAAAUACUUCUUGAUGUUAAAAUAUUUUUGCUGACAACUUUAUUUAGUUGAAAAGAAUUCCAGUAUUAAGCAGCUUUGACUCAUUUGUUGCAAAAUCAAACAUGACAUCGUUCAGGUUAAAUAGUGUUUGCAAGUAAUGGUUUCAUUGCUUUUACUGAAUGCAUUGAACGAUUAUCAUGUCACAUACAUAAUUUUUUGCAAUGCAUUCUGAACAAUAAAUAAAAAUCUUGUUUCAAUGA